GGGCAUGCCAAUGCAUGAAACAGCCAAGUCGUCUUUGAUAUGCGCUGCCUGUGCCCAGGUGAUACCCGUGGCCAUCUGCAAUACCUUGCCGUAUCCAAUCAAGGCCAAGGGCUGGACAUGCCUUCCCUGUGUGUUGGGCGAACCCUUCAUGGAUGCCUGGACACAAAUUGCCAUUAAUGGGGCAACCAUUGCCGACGCGGCAGCUCAGUGUCAAGUGGAUCGAUCCAAGUUAACUCGCCUGGCGCGGUGGCAUCGAAUCGUCUCUUCGCUUGCGACGCCGCAAUCAACCCAUAGCCACCAUGAGACGGUGCUGUAUACGAAAUUGCACUUGCAGUUUGCAGUUCAAUAUGCCUCCGAGCACGGAUGCGGAUGUCGACGCGCCGCUCGCGCGGCUGAACUGCACUUCAAACUCCCCAUGAACAGCAUUCCCCACGCCACAGUCUUCCAACACCUGCAGUCUCCGCGUCGUCGUGGCAAACCGGGGGCGAAGCUGAAGUUGUCUGCGUUUGAAGAAGCAUUGGUGGCGCAGCAGUGGAUCAUGCAGCAAGAAAACCACGGCGUGCAUUUGACCAAGGCCGAGGCGUCUAACCUAAUGGUGGUCCAGCUCACCCGACGCGACCGCCCCAACCCGUUUGCCAACUGCCCCGACCAUAGACCGAGUCAAGGGUUCUGGCGGGGAUUUCUAAGGCGACACCCCGCAGUCAUAUUCAAACCUGCUCGGAACCCAAUACCUAUUUUGCAGAGCAAUUCGAACUGACUCCUUCGACCCGCUUGCUUGUUGCCUGUCAACGGUGCAAGUUUCUCUCCGCUCGACGCGUGAUUCGAACGACGAAAUACCUCGUCACAUCCAAAAUCUCUGUCGCUACGUAUGCUGGCAGGAGAUUGCUUCCAUCGCUACCUAGCACGUGCUUAGAAAUCCUGCACAAAGUUAGCCUAGUCCAUAGUUGCAACAGCGAGUACUCACAUUAACAUUUAUUCUGGUGUGUCAAUUAUUAAUAAUAGACCGAAGCUAC
This is a messenger RNA of Aphanomyces astaci, 1013 nucleotides long. RefSeq lists its product as hypothetical. The transcript has a single exon. The record is from RefSeq and is a predicted model, not a curated record. Bases 5 to 757 code for a protein of 250 amino acids. NCBI's taxonomy places the organism in Eukaryota, Oomycota, Saprolegniomycetes, Saprolegniales, Verrucalvaceae.